Salvia miltiorrhiza (redroot sage) is the source of this 1879-nucleotide messenger RNA. RefSeq lists its product as uncharacterized. The transcript is spliced from 3 exons. NCBI's taxonomy places the organism in Eukaryota, Viridiplantae, Streptophyta, Magnoliopsida, Lamiales, Lamiaceae. The coding region runs from base 243 to 1601 and encodes 452 amino acids. The record is from RefSeq and is a predicted model, not a curated record.
AAGAUUAAUAUUUAUUUCCCUUCUAUAUAUAAUACCAAAACAAAUGGAAAUGUUUGCUUCUACUUAACGUCAUGCCCUUUCUCUCUCUACCCUCCCUUUUCUCUCUCCUCCCCACCCCCAACAGCAGCUGACUGCGCUUCUUCUGCUCGCCGCCGCUCCGAUUUCCAUUUCCAUUUCCCCAACAUUCUCAUCAAAUUUUCCAAAUUUCAAUAAUUUUAAGUUAACUCUUCGCCUCCUCAUUCAUGGAGCGGAAGCACGGGUUUUUCUCGGCUUUGAAGGAGGAAAUGGUGCGGGGACUGUCGCCGGCCCGGUCGAGGAGGGGCCGGAGCCAGUCGCCGUCCCGUUCGGGAAUGCUGCGGAGGAGGAGGGGAAGCAGCGUGGCCCCGCCGGAAAUGUAUGUAUCGAGAUCGGGUAGUGUGAGGCCCGGGGCGGAAGCCCUGUCGCCGCUGAGGGAGGGCCCGGAUCCGAAUGAGUCGGAUUCGGGCGAUCCGAGGACCGAAAGCUGGGCUAACUGGCUCUGCCGGGCUCCGACGCCUUCCAAUUCCGGGUCGGGCUGCUCAAGGUCCGAUCUGCGCCUGCUCCUAGGCGUGCUCGGCGCACCGCUCGCGCCCGUGCACGUUACCAACAACGACCCUCUGCCUCACCUCUGUAUUAAAGACACUCCCAUUGAAAGCUCCUCUGCUCAGUACAUUCUGCAGCAAUAUUUGGCAGCAUCUGGGGGGCAGAAGCUUCAAAACUGUAUACAGAAUGCCUACGCGAUGGGGAAGGUGAAGAUGCUGGCCUCUGAUCUCGAGACCGCCAGCAAGGUGAUCAAGAAUCGGAAUUCAUCCAAAGCAGCCGAGUCGGGGGGUUUUGUGCUCUGGCAAAUGAAUCCCGAUAUGUGGUAUGUAGAGCUCGCUCUUGGUGGCAGCAAGGUUCAUGCUGGUUGCAAUGGCAAGCUCGUCUGGCGGCAUACUCCGUGGCUCGGUGCACAUUCGGCCAAAGGGCCUGUUCGCCCUCUUCGUCGUGCCCUACAGGGCCUUGAUCCGAGAACGACGGCCAACAUGUUUGUGAACGCGAGGUGCACGGGGGAGAAGAAGAUCAACGGGGAGGAUUGCUUCAUUCUCAAACUCUGUGCUGAUCCGCACACGCUGAAAGCUAGGAGCGAAGGGCCUGCGGAGAUCAUAAGGCACGUGCUGUUCGGCUACUUCAGCCAGAAAACAGGGCUCCUCGUGCAUCUGGAGGAUUCUCACUUGACCCGGAUACAGACCAAUGGGGGUGAUGCUGUGUAUUGGGAGACGACCAUCAAUUCGGUCCUUGAUGACUACCGGCCAGUUGAGGGCGUGAUGGUCGCCCACUCUGGCCGGUCCGUGGUGACCCUCUUUAGGUUUGGUGAAACAGCAAUGAGCCACACCAAGACUAGAAUGGAAGAGGCGUGGACGAUCGAGGAAGUAGCGUUCAACGUGCCUGGGCUCUCUGCUGACUGUUUCAUUCCGCCUGCUGAGAUUAAGUUUGGCUCCAUUGGUGAAGCGUGCGAGCUCCCUCAACAAGGGAGGGUGAAGAACGCGGCUGCUGCAGCCGUGUACAGAGCUAAGGUUGCCGCGUACCCCACUCUCAGGUAGCUAUUUCUUCUCGUUGCAGAAGUUUUUAGGUUAGUUCUCCAUGGUACAGACUGACAAAUUGAAGUAGCAAUGAAGGGCAUUCGACAAAUUCAGAGGGGAUUUUUUACAGUUUAUGCUAUGAAUCUGUAUAUAGUUCAUAAAUGAGUGUUUUUUUCACUCUCUCUCUCAGUUCUCAAUAGUUCAGUUGUGGACUGUCUUUUCUUUUCUUCUUUUUUUUUUCCAGCAGAAUGUGCUGUUGUAAUCUGCAGAUGUAAUAUCAAGAAUUAUGUUUCCGUUCA